Ictalurus furcatus (blue catfish) is the source of this 1874-nucleotide messenger RNA. Its product is annotated as keratin-associated protein 16-1-like. Bases 451 to 1494 code for a protein of 347 amino acids. NCBI's taxonomy places the organism in Eukaryota, Metazoa, Chordata, Actinopteri, Siluriformes, Ictaluridae. The record is from RefSeq and is a predicted model, not a curated record. The transcript has 2 exons.
UGGGUGUAAAGCAAAGAGUGAUUACAACAGGCAUUAUUUUGCUAGCAUUUUCUGCAUGCCCAUGUGAACAAACAAAGUAAAUAGGUCACAUCGAUACGAACAGGAGUUACAUCACCACAUGGAAGCUACAGUUCCCUUCUAAGAACUAGAAAAAAGAUCUAGUGUUCAGAAGAUCAAUAUUCUAAAUGUGUGUGUGGGUGUGUGUUUCGAACAACUUGUAUGCAGACAUGUAGUGAUACACAAAAGAAGACACACGGCUGACAGACAUUUCUAUAUACAGUGAUGUAUGACCAGAACAAAAGUGUUUGGAGCUCUAGGGGCCUGCAACCUGAGGGGUAAUCAUCUCCGGCAGCUAAGAACAGUGAAUCGAUGAACCCAGUUAGUUCACCUUUCAAGUGGCCCUUCCAAGGUUAACGAAAGACCUUUAAUCGGAAGCAGCAGAUCGCUAGGAUGGAGAACUGGGGCAUCAGGAUGCCACUGAUGAUUGUGGAGUACUAUGCCACGCCACGCCAACAGGAGGGGGAGUCUGUGGUUGGGGCUAAUACCAUCUCCCACCCUCCCUCCCCCUUUAUGGAUCUAGUUCAGCAAGCAGAGUCAGCGGAGAACGAAGGUCAGCCUCCCUGCUCGUCUGAGGACACCGCUCAGCUUUGCGGUUCAGCUGAGGACGCCGCUCAGUCACCCGGGUUGGCUGAAGACGUUGCUCCGUCUCCUGACAUACCCAAGUACUCCCCUCUGUUCAACAACCCAGCACUCCACACCGCUCUACUUUCCUGCCCAGCUGAGGUCGUCACUCUGCCUUCAGGUUCUGCGGAGGACGUCGCUCUGCCUUCAUGUUCAGCUGAGGACAUCACUCUGCCUUCCUGCUCCGCUGAGUACAGCGUUCUGUUUUCCUGCACCGCAGAGGACGUUGCUCUGCCUUCCUGCUCCGCUGAGUACAGCGCUCUGUUUUCCUGCUCCGCGGAGGACGUCGCUCUGCCUUCCUGCUCGGCUGAGUACAGUGCUCUGUUUUCCUGCUCCGCGGAGGACGUCGCUCUGCCUUCCUGCUCGGCUGUGGACGUUGCUCCGCUUUCCUGCUCAGCUGUGGACGUCGCUCUGCCUUCCUGCUCAGCUGAGGUCGUCGCUUUGCCGUCCUGCUCAGCUGAGGUCGUCUCUCUGCCAUCCUGCUUCGUGGAGGACGUCGCUCUGCCUCCAUGUUCCGCUGAAGAGGCAGUUCCUCUUCUCUGCUGCGCGCCGUAUGUCACUCCCCUUUCCUGCUCCACGGAGGACAUCGUUCCCCCCUCAUGCUCCGCGGACAGCAUCGUUCCUCCCUUUUGCCUCGCAGAGAACCUCGCUCCUCUCCCUGGCCUCGCGGAAAUCGUUGAGCUUCCCUCGGGCCUUGCUGAGAACUUCGCUCCCCUCUCCUGCGGAGGAAGUUGUCCCGCUGUCCUGCCAUGCAGACUUCGCUCUGAGCUCCAGGCCCGCUGGGGGCGUUGCACCUUUUUUUUGCUCCGCUGAGGAGGCCGCUCAGUCUCCUGGUUCUUCUGGGGACAUUUUGCCCAGGGGGCCUGGACUGCCAGAUGGAGGGGGUGUAUGUUUGGGCGCUCCGGGAGUAGCGCCCUUGGGGGGGGGUUCUGUCAUGUAUCAGGAAACUCUGGACUCCAGUUCCCAUCAGCCACUGCACUGCACUACAUGUCACAUGACCACCUGCACCUGAUUCACGUUUCUGUUAAUGAGCACUCGUGUGUAUAUAUAGCCAUUGUCUGCACUGAUUCUCUGUCUUUUGUUGUCUUAGACUACCAUGUUCCCGUGUUUUGUUUCAUGCCACAGUAUUUUGCCUAGUUGUCUUAGUGUCUAUGUUUUGUUGUUUGUUUAUAUAAUAAAUGUUAUAUAUCUGC